AUGGAAAAUCCACUUCCGUUGUCCCGCUGACAAUUUCCAUACUGCAGGUAUAUAGUUCAAUAAAAUAUUCUCUGCUGAAAGAGUUAACUUUUUCUGCACAGUCAUAUAGUUACACAGUCCAGCACUUUCUCCCAAAGCUUGUUAAGUAAAGAGCACUGUACAAACAUGUGUUUCCGAGAGACAUAUUUCAGAAAGCCUGAAAUGAUAUGAUUUAGCCACAAGAGGGUAGCCGCACAGUGUAUUGUCGAUUAAAUGCUUUGGAAGUAAUAUUCCGCCAGGUGUCGCUGGCCCAAGCCUGCGCGGGAAAUUUUGGAUUUUCGCCUAAAGUCAGCAACACAGACUUACAAUAGCAAUAAUGAUAGACUGAUAACUCCAUUGGUUGAAGAUGAGAUAGUCUGGUUCCUUAGAUGCCAGGAUCUUAGCUUGCAUAGCUCAGUCGGUAGAGCAUAAGACUCUCGGGUUCGUGGGUUUGAGCCCAACGUCGGGUGAAAAGGAGGUUCGCCUAGAUGACCCUCGUGGUCCCUUCUAUGUCUCACACACCCUGACAAAGUUAGCUGCUGCCUGCCCAUAGGGAACAAUGUGUAAAGUUCCAAAUUUUACAAAGUGAAACAGUAUAAAGUUCGCCUGGCGCCUUCAUUAUACACCUUUAGGCGCCAGGCAAAAGCGUUCUUUUUAAACCAGGUCUUUGUUUGAUUUGAUUGACAUUCUAUGCCCCUUUAAAAUCUGGUUCCUUUUUGGGGGGGAGGUGUUAUUGGGUUGUUGUUUUUAUUUUGAUUAUAUAUAUAUAUAUAGUGGUUUUAUAUUUUGAUUUUGUUCUGUGAACCGCCCUGAGACCUCCGGGUAUAGGGUGGUAUACAAACUUAAUCAAUCAGUCAAUCAAUCAAUCAAUCAGUCAAUCAAUCAAUCAAUCAAUCAAUCAAUACCCAGCCUUGUCACUGAAAGAUCUCCAAGUUCUCCAAGUGACAUACAGAAUACUGUAUAUAAAAAUUUACAACACUGCUGGUGCUCUGCCAAAUGACUUGCUUCAAUUAUCCAAAAGAAGUGACUUCAAAAUAUAACAGUAAAGUAUUAUCAGAAAUUUAGAAAAUAUAACAAAAACAGGGCUCCCCCCCCCCCCGGGGAACUCAACCGGCACCUUUAGUGUAACAACUUCAUGGGCGUGUACCAGCACCGUUUUUCUUUCCUAGAAGAAAAAAAGCACCGACCAAAAAACUAAUAUGUAUAAAACUUGUCUUUGCGCGUGGACGCCAAGCGAAGAAGUCUAGCGAGGACAUUCCCAUGCGACGACCCGCCAGCUGGCCCGCUUGUGCACCUCUUUUUGUUUUUGUAUGUCUAGGGUUAUAGCGAGGGGAGGGCCCGCAGCGAGCAGAAGGCAACAUGCCGGCUGGGAGGCAGCGGCUCUUGGAAGCCUCCGCGGGGAAUGGAGGCAGCGGCGGCCAAUGGGUGAUCGUUGCGCCAGGUAAAGAACUCCUUGCAAAGAGGCGCGGGGAGAGGGCUGCUGCAGCUGUGAAAGGAUGGGCUCUUUUUUGGGGUGGGGGGUGGAAUAUCUUUUCAUUUGAAUGGAUGGAUCUUCCCGCCCUUGUCCUGAAGUUAUGUUGCCCUCUUGGGGCAACGCGUGUCUGUAUGUGCGCGUGUAUGUAUGUAUGUAUGUAUGUAUCCCCCUAAAAGGCAUUUCUGGAGGAUCUGAUCAGUGCCAAAGGAACAGAAAACAUCUCGGCGAGAAUUUGCAGAAACGAAACUGGAAGUCACUUCCUGGAGCACUUGGGGCUUUUUUUAAAAAAAACGGGGAGGUGGUGGAGCCUGCUAGCAAGAUAAUGAAAAUAUGAUCGCUUUUUAAAAUGAGUUGUGGCCGAUAAAGGCCUCGAUCCAAAGAGCUGCUCUUACACGUGUCCAAGGGGGUCUGGACUUGUUUUCCUCAGUUUACUGCUGUGCUACGUUGGGACAGCUACGAUAUGGCCCCAGGAGAUUUGCUGUUUAGAGCUGGGGGGGUGUGUGUGUGUGUGUGUGUGUGUGUGUGUGUGUGUGUGUGUAAAGAGCAUAAAUAUAUAUACUGAGGGCAUCCCUAAGGUCUUGCUCUAGCAUCUCAUUGGAUCACAGCCAUAAUCAUACCGGUUUGUAUUUCUGUGGCGGUCGCAGUCAUGAGCGGGAAUUCAUGGUAAAGCUAGUUCAUUGAACGCAACGUUGGAGACCACUAUUAAAAUGCUGCAGCAUUUGAACUGACUUCUGUGACAUGCAGACAUUGCAGAUUUUUUAAAAAAGCAGGGGGUUUGCCAAUAUUUGCAAUGGGUGGAGAAGAUAGGUCAGAGAGGACCUUCUCACAGUUGUGCCCUUCUUUCUGGCACACACAUGCACGUGCAUGCAUGUCAACUUGUGUGUGUGUGUGAGUGUGCACAAAGUGUGGGAGGAUGAGACACAGGAAGCAAGGGUUUCCUCUUUCUGCCUUUCUCCUGUCACUCAAGUUUCUGUGUCCUCCUGAUCUUCUCAGUCUGACCUCUUUCUCCUCCAUUUCAUCUGCCUCUGAGAUGGGAUUCUGACCAUGUACACAUGGCCUGGUGUAGCCAGGAUUUAUUUUCAGUGGCGGGCAGGCUUUAUAUUUGGGGGGAGCAGAACCAAGUUAUCUGCAAUGCAAUUGGUCAGUUAGUUAAGUAUUUUUAUCUAUUUACUUGAUGGGGGGAAGCUGCCCCCCUGCCCUCCUGGCUACGCCCAUGAGUCUUUAACAUAUCAAACUGCAGGAGUGGGAGCCUGCCAGUUAAGACUGUUAUCCCAUGUGGCAAAACAAACACUCAAAUCCCCACAAGGAAAGAUCUAUCUAUCACACCAGGGAAAGAUAUUGUGGUCCAACAUGUUUCCUAUUGGUGUGAAGUUUCUUUUAUGUCAGGUGACAUUCAAGCCCAUGCAAUAUUUUACCACAUCACAGCUCUUAUUGCUAUGUUUUGUUGCGUGUGUAGACUAGGCCUACAACUGUGGGGAAUGAGGGCUGCUCCCCUGUCCUGCUUUUUGCCUCUUCUCUCUUCAUCUUGGCUGUUGCUGUGCUUUGCACUGCUCUCUCUUUUCUUCUCCUUUAUUCUGCUUUGCCUUCCGGCUUCAGAAAGCAUGGAGAGAGCAAUGGCUCUGCCUAGCUGUGUUUUCAGGUAAAACUAGGAUGAGUAGCAUGAAAUGUUGUGGCAGCUCAGACAUACUCUCUCCAUUCCUAUGAGUGAUGAUGAUGUCGACUUGAUGAAUCUGAGUGCACAGCUUCUAGAUUGCAACCCUGUUUAAUAGAAGUCUGUACAAUGGUACCUCGGGUUACAUACGCUUCAGGUUACAUACGCUUCAGGUUACAGACUCCGCUGACCUAGAAAUAUUACCUCAGGUUAAGAACUUUGCUUCAGGAUGAGAACAGAAAUCGUGCUCCAGCGGCGCGGCAGUAGCAGGAGGCCCCAUUAGCUAAAGUGGUGCUUCAGGUUAAGAACAGUUUCAGGUUAAGUACGGACCUCCGGAACGAAUUAAGUACUUAACCUGAGGUACCACUGUAUUCAGAAGAUAGGGGCUCACCUGAUCUUCUGGGGGCAAUUCUUACUCUCCACAGGUAACAAGGGAAGCCUCAACCAUAUUUACAGUAACAGUAGUUAGAUGUGAAUAUUUUUAAAUAUAUGAAGGGUAUAUCUCACUUUGGAAUUUAACUUUUUUUCAGAAUCUGCUACUAAUCUGCCAAAGAAGCCAGGCUCUGAGCCUUUAUUUACAAAACUGCGUAAUCCAAGUACAGGCAAGUCUGAAAUUGUAAUUCUUCCCUUACCUUCAAAUUUGAAUUACAGUCGUACCUUGGUUCUGAAACACCUGUGACCUGAAUGUUUUGGCUCCCUAACACCGCAAACCUGGAAGUGAGUAUUCCAGUUUGCGAACGCUUUUUGGAAGCUGAACGUCCAACGCGGCUUCUGCAGCUUCUGAUUGAGUGCAGGAAGCUCCUGUAGCCAAUCGGAAGCUGCACCUUGGUUUUUGAAUGUUUCGACAGACUUCUGGAACGGAUUCUGUUCGAGAACAAAGGUACCACUGUAUUUCCUUUGUAGACUGAAGCUUUAAAAUGAUGUGUUUAAAAAGAGUAGGGCUUUUUGUCUAUUCAGUAAAUGUUUUCUGUAAGAUUAUGUCUGUAUGUUUCUGUAUGUUGUGAAUUGUGUUUUGCUGUAAAAUACAUGGGUUUGGGGGGCUGAGUUAAGCUGCCAGCUGUUCCUCUGUCCCAGAACUAAUAAAACAAUGGCUACCUCCAAGGGAUAUUGUUGUUGACAUCUGUCUGUCUCGAGAGACAAUGGAGUAUGCCGCUGGGGGUGAAUUCAAACCACUGUGUUAGCAGCACCACAAGCCUGGGCAAUGUGUAUGGAGAUCCCGGGCUGCCCAGAUCCAUGUCAGAUUUCUUUGAAAUUAAUUCCCAAGGGUCAACAGAACUGGGAUAUGUUCAUCUCACAUGAUGUCUGUAAUAGACUUGGUUCAGACAUCAUGCCAAACUAUAGUUAAUACCGGGACACGGGUGGUGCUGUGGGUUAAACCACAAAGCCUAGGGCUUGCCGAUCAGAAGGUCGGCAGUUUGAAUCCCCGCGAUGGGGUGAGCUCCUGUUGCUCGGUCCCUGCUCCUGCCAAUCUAGCAGUUUGAAAGCGCGAAGUGCAAGUAGACAAAUAGGUACCGCUCCGGUGUAAACGGCGUUUCCGUGUGCUGCUCUGGUUUGCCUGAAGUGGCUUAGUCAUGCUGGCCACAUGACCUGGAAGCUGUAUGCCGGCUCCCUUGGCCAAUAAAGCGAGAUGAGCACCGCAACCCCAGAGUCAUCCGCGAUGGACCUAAUGUUCAGGGGUCCCUUUACCUUUUAUAGUUAAUACUAUGGUUUUGUAAAUCUACUUCAGGUCAUGAUUUUCAGUUUUGCUUUGCUGGCUGACUGCAAACCAUGGCUUGCCAGUUUAUACACGAUGCUUACAUUCAGAUGGAACACGUUAAGCAAAUUUAGCUUGUGUCCUGCCAACCUGGCAGUUCGAAAGCACGUCAAAGUGCAAGCAGAUAAAUAGGUACCGGUCUGGUGGGAAGGUAAACGGCGUUUCCAUGCGCUGUUCUGGUUCGCCCAGAAGCGGCUUAGUCAUGCUGGCCACAGGACCUGGAAGCUGUAUGCCGGCUCCCUCGGCCAAUAAAGCGAGAUGAGCACCGCAACCCCAGAGUCAUCCGCGAUGGACCUAAUGUUCAGGGGUCCCUUUACCUUUUAUAGUUAAUACUAUGGUUUUGUAAAUCUACUUCAGGUCAUGAUUUUCAGUUUUGCUUUGCUGGCUGACUGCAAACCAUGGCUUGCCAGUUUAUACACGAUGCUUACAUUCAGAUGGAACACGUUAAGCAAAUUUAGCUUGUGUCCUGCCAACCUAGCAGUUCGAAAGCACGUCAAAGUGCAAGCAGAUAAAUAGGUCUGGCGGGAAGGUAAACGGCGUUUCCAUGCGCUGUUCUGGUUCGCCCAGAAGCGGCUUAGUCAUGCUGGCCACAUGACCCGGAAGCUGUCUGCGGACAAACGCCAGCUCCCUCAGCCUAUAGAGCGAGAUGAGCACAGCAACCCCAGAGUCAUCCGCGACUGGACUUAACGGUCAGGGGUACAUUUACUUUUAUGAGCUUCCUGCUUGUGCACGCAGCUUGAGUCUUCCUUCCCUCUUCCUUUCCUGGAGCAAGGAAGCAAACCACAGAGUUGGCUGGCUUGACAUUCUGUCCAAACCAAUGUUUGUGUUCCAACUCCCCACCAAAGCUUAUUGCUUCUCUCUACAUUUAGCAUUACAUCCAGAUGUGAUCCCUGCGAAACGAUAGUUAAGCUUCCUAAACCAUGGGUUGGCACAGGAGUUGUCAACCAUUUUGGACCCAUGGGCACAUUUGCAAAGCAGGGAAACAAUGGUGACCCCCCCCACACACUUCACCCGUUCGUGCACAGCAGCCAAUUGUUAGCUACAACAUAAUGCUUCUUUGCAGACUAAGGGGACUCAGCGGGUACCUGGGAAGGUCUCUGUGGGUGCUUGUGUUGGCAAUCCCUAGUUUCAGUGUGAUGCUUAAACUUUUCUAUUUGUCUGAGUUUCUUUUGCACUUAAGGUUUGCGUAUAGUCCGGCAUUCUCCUGAGAGUUUACUUUCUUCUUUUGAUUGGGGGUGGCUAUUGGCAGCUUCAGAAAUCCGAAACCAAUAUCUGUGUCGUCGUCGUUUUAACAGGACAAGCAGCCCUUUACUUGUUCGGAAGUGACGGCUGUCAGGUGUUUGAAGUGAAAGCUUUUCAUGAAGAAUACCGGUCGUGGUUUAUAGGCGAAGCUGUUCAACAUGGUGAGCAGUGUCCUCUUUCUCCAUUUGCAGCCUGAUCUUCAAGCAGCGAUUCCUUGUGAUUUUAGGCAUACACAGAUUCCUGAGCUACUGCGGCUUAGUUUAUCCUCAUUUACAUGUAACGACCUGGGCGAAGCUUUAUGCUUCCAUUGCCCGCAAUUCAGAUCUGUAUAAGAAUAUACACAGGAACAUAGGAAGCUGUCUUACACCAAGUCAGGCCUCUUGGCUCAAAACUGUCUACAUGGAUUUGCUCCUGGAUAAAGAAAUAGGUUUGUGCACCCAAAAUCAAAUAUAGCAAUAUUUUAUUUGGGGUAUAGAACCUAUUUCUUUAAUCAGGGGAAGAUUGUCUUUAUCAAGGGAAAUUACUAUUAGAAUUAAUUAUCUAUUGUCACGAUGAUGCUUUUUUAUAUACUUUUAGAUGGACGGCUAUUAUUUGCUACACCAGUGGAUCCCUUAUUUCUUUUGUUGUUUUACCUUACCAAGGCAGAGAAAGAGGUAGGUAACUAGAAAUUUUUAAGGAUGACAUUAUAUUGCUUUUCUCCAAAAACAACUGUAAAUUAAUGCUCUAAAGUAGGUAGGUGUUCAAGUGUAGUCGGUAGACUCCACUACAUAUUAUAAUGUGCUGGUUAGGUUGGCAUGGCUGUAACUUGAAAUUAUUAAAUCAUGUAGAAAACAACUCCUGUAGGGCUUCAAGCCAAACUGGAACAUGUAUUGCAAGGAAGAAAGAUUGGCUAUUCCAGAGUUCUGUCCGUAAAUCUUGCUAGUGAAAGAGAGAGUUCAAAAUCUUGUUGCCUUUUGGUCUGCUAAUUCUGUUGGUGCAUUUUCACUUGCAGAACUUGCAUUUAUCCUUCACAACAAAGAGUCACUAGGAGUUUAAAAUACUGACUUUUUAAAAAAAGCUUUAUUUAAACACCCUUCAUUAAAGAAUUCUGUUGCCUUUUUCAUCAGUUUGAAAUAACUGUUAAUGCUUUGCUGUUCUUUAAUUUUUUAGCAGCUUUUGGUAGUACCUGUCAUCCAUCCAUCUCUAGCUGAAAUUACCUGGCCAUAAAAAAAAAUACAUUUCUGGCAAAAUAUUUUAGAAUCACUUUAAUCCAUUCACCAUUUUGAUUUAUCUUCCCUUUUUCCAGCAGGGAAAGUUUCAGCCUUUGGAUCAGUUCCUGGUAGACGAAGAGUUCUCUUCCUGUGCAAUGUUGCUAAAUUGCAAGAACGUUUUGCAAUCUGUUCACCACCUAGUAGAUGAAAAAGGUACAAGAUCUGACAAAUAAAAUGAACAAGCAGCAUUUGAUACAGGUUUUACAAUCCUUUGUCAGUUCAUGCUGUUAGGCCAGUGAAGGUUUGUCACAGUCAGCCUUCCCAGGGCUUCACAAGCCAUACAUGCAGAAAUAACUCCCAGUGAACCAUGUCAAACUAUAGAGGGUCUGUAUGAGAGAGGCCACUGAACGCAGAGUAUUCAUACUUUCACGACAGUUUCUGCAAUUGUGAGUGCCAGGAAUGUAAGCUGAAACUCUGAGUGUGUUCAACAUGCCCAAGUUGUAGAGGGAGGGACUGUAGCUUAAUUAGUAGUAGAGUACAUUUUUUGCAUGCACAUGGUCUCUGGUUCAGUCCCUGACAUCUGUAGGUAAGACUGGAAGAGAGCCCUCUCUGAAACACAGGAGAGCCCUGCCAGUUAAUGAGCAAAAUAGACCAAUGCUUAUAAGGUGUUGUGUGUGUGUGUGUUUCACUGGUAAGCUUGUGUGUGUGUGUGUGUGUGUGUGUGUGUGUGUGUAUAUGUACAGUGCUUUUUUUCUGGGGGUACACAGGGGUACGCAUACCCUUAAACAUUUUGUGAAUCUAACGGGAGAAGAAACAAUAUUUUUUUUUUAAAAAAAAGCUUCUUCUCUAGCACAGUGAAUCAUCAGUUCCAUUGCUACCUCUGAUGACGGCCUCAUUUCCUGGCAUGGUGUUUCCUGAAUCUCAGAUGGAAGUGAGCGUUUAAUGUGUGAAGUAGGAGUUGGAAUCUAGCACGGUGAUUGGUUGGUUUCGUUGUAUUUACUGUAUUUAUUUACCCCGAUUUGGAUUAUAAAAUGGUGAUUUUCUUGAGUCAAAAUGAGAGUACCCCUAAACAUUUUUUUAGCGAAAAAAAGCAGUGUGUGUGUGUGUGUUUAUAAAUGUGUUCACUGGUAACCUUGUACAGAUGCUGAAAUAGCAUAUCUACUGCAAUGUCUUAUUUCAUGUCAGAGCGGUGUAUAAAUUCAACAAAUAAAUAUAUAAAUGUCGUGAAAGUACAAACCUAAAUACGAGGCGACUCUUUUUGUCUCAGAAAUAGGUGGCAGAAAAUUUUAUAAAUACAGCGAGGAGAAAGCACUGAAGUGGCUGAAGAAGAAGGUAUCUUUAUGUUAAAAGAGUUUCUUUUCUAUUGUGAUGAAUUCUGAAUAUUACAUGUUGCCUUGUACAAAAGCAAGGGACUAUAGUUAAAACUAAAAAAGUGUAACAGUGCUAUAAGGAUGCAGCCGAUUUCUAAGGACCUCCCUCUUCUUUACCUGUACUAUUGAUUGCCUUAGUUACACCAGACCGGAAGGAAGCUUCCCAGUAAGUGUCCCAAGUUCCUAUGUAUUUUCUGGGACAGAUUAGAUAUCGUAGUUGUCAGUAAUUUUCCUCAGAUUAUCCCAAACUCCACCUCCACCCGUCUCCGCUUUGUGACUGGCUCAACCCUUGGGCAGCCAUUUUGUGACUGGUGGACUUCCGUAAUUUUCAGCCAAUUCAUGUGGAACCAUGGGGGUGCAAACUUUUGAGAUCUGCCGAUUUAGUUAAGUACCGAAGGCAUUGAGAUUGUCGUAAAAUAUAACAAUGAAAUACAGUGGUACCUCGGGUUACAAACACCUCGGGUUACAAACACUUCGGGUUACAGACUCCGCUAACCUGGAAAUAGUACCUCAGGUUAAGAACUUUACCUCAGGAUGAGAACAGAAAUUGUGCAGCGGCGGCGGGAGACCCCAUUAGCUAAAGUGGUACCACAGGUUAAGAAUGGUUUCAGGUUAACAACGGACCUCCGGAACAAAUUAAGUUCGUAACCAGAGGUACCACUGUACUGAAAUUGCUGCUUGACUGCUGUUUCUGCCUCUGGUGGGUGUGUAUUCCUCCUUCCAAUUUGUAAAGUACGUACAUGUGUUCUCAUGCUGCACUCGAUUCAGCACUUAGAAAAUAUGACGCCCCUGAACUAAGUUUCACAUUUGCUUUGCAUAGUUACUUGUCUGAAAAUAAAAGGGGGGCAUUCAGAUGUAAUGCAGGACUUUCCCUCUCCUCUCCCCUCUCUCUUCACAUUUUCUGUGAGCAGCAUAAGCUGCAUUCCACUUACUCAUAGACUCAUAGUUGGAAGGGAUCCAAGGGUCAUCUAGUCCAACCCCCUGCAAUGAAGGAAUCUUAGCUAAAACAUCCCUGACAGACAGCCAUCCAAUCUCUGCUUAAAAUCCCCACUUUUUCUGCUGUAGUUAUGCUAGCUUAGUUGUGAUCGCUCUACAAAUGGAAUACCUCAGUAGCCUUUGCUGGCUGCAGUAGGGAAAAAGUUUGGUUAAGAAAACUUUUUAAAAGUGUAUCAAUAAUUUGCUAAGUUUGUAGCUAUUUUAACAGUAAAUUGUAUGUCGUAAAUGCAGUCCUCUGUGAUUUUCUCCUGAGCAGUUACAUUUUACACGAACGGAAAUGUCUCAGGAGUGCCACUUUUUUCUUGCACAAUUCUCAUUCAUCCCACCAAAAGGGGGUUUAUUUGGGCAACCGUAGAAGAUUGUGACCCAUGUCAGUGUGGUAGCAGCUACAAACGUGUGCUAGAUUUCAGUUCGUAGGUUCAGGGUUUGGCUUUGGUGGUACAUUGCAUGUACGCACAACGGCAGCGAUGAUAAGCCCUUCUGUUUUGUGGUUUUUGUCAGGUCGACCAGACUGUCAAAGUGUUAAAAGACAAUGACAUACCUGUGGGUGGAAAGGUGCAGUCUGCUACAUUUAUCAGCGGCAAACGGAACACGGAUACCACUGAAGGUGAGGGGAUUUAGGUCCCAAGUGAAAUAUAAAUUUAUGCUGGUAAGAUUUGUACAGUACUUAAUUUGUUUGCACAUAUGAUUUUUUCUUGCAGUACAGUGGUACCUCGGGUUACAUACGCUUCAGGUUACAAACGCUUCAGGUUACAGACUCCGCUAACCCAGAAAUAGUACCUCGGGUUAAGAACUUUGCUUCAGUAUGAGAACAGAAACCGUGCUCCAGCGGUGCGGCAGGAGCAGGAGGCCCCAUUAGCUAAAGUGGUGCUUCAGGUUAAGAACAGUUUCAGGUUAAGAACGGACCUCCGGAAUCAAUUAAGUACUUAACCCGAGGUACCACUGUAUUUACAUUUUCCUUACUGUAACAACUCCCAUAUGACAUCAGCUUGUGUGUUGCACUUUCCCCUCCUUCACUUAGUUGCUUUUCCAGGCAUUCUUUUCAGUUUCUCUUAAUUUUUGUGUGUGUGUGGUGUUUUUAUAGUUACCAGGCCACUGCUGCUAAACACUAUCAGGCCACAAUGCACCCAUCUCCCUCCCCAAAACUAGUUGAUGUUCCCAGCACUGCUAUCCUUUUGAGGCAAAACAGAUAAUAGUUGCUACAUAACUUUAUAGCCAGUUUUAUGCCUUCAGUAGUAUUCAGUUGGGAAGAGAAGAGAAGGUCAGAUAGGGAGAAAUAAGCCAUCUGGUUGCCUGGGCUUAUGAAACCAAUAGGGAACAUUUGCAUGGCCAUCUGUGUGGUUUUCCAUCCCUUUCCAAUUUUAUUUUUUCCCAAGACACAACCAAUACGAAGCUGACAACCACUGCUGCAUUUUAAUUAUGAGUGACAUUCGGGACAUAAGUACUGCUGGCAUGCUGCAAGCUGUCUAUAGCAUUCAGUGUCUGCUCUUUGCAAGUAUUGAUUCUGUUUAGGGUAGGUGUGAGAAGCCUUUGGCCCUCCCAACUGUUGCUGGACUGCAACUCCCGCCAGCCCUAACCAUUGGCCAUGCUUGUUGAGGGUCAGCGGUUCCCCACAUCUGGUUUAGGCCAAAGGGUGUGUGAGAUGUACUGAUGGGAACACCACGGAACUAAAGGUGCUGAUCACUCAUCACAGAUAGAAGUGGUAAACUUGGGGCAGUGUUAAUUUGGAGACUGAACAUUCUAAAGGAGAGAUGUUUUAAUAAUAUAUAGCAUUUAUUUUGUUUUUCUUUCAGAGGACUAUAUUCGCUAUGCUCAUGGUUUAAUGACUGAAUAUAUUUCUGAAGAGCUGAGUACCGCACUAGCUCAGUAUUUGAGGUGAGUGUUCAUGCUUUAUGUUGUAAGGGAUAACUUUGAUGACAAUGACUGAUUCCCCCCCCCCCCCCCAUGCUUUAGCUCUUUAUAUACAGUGGUACCUCGGGCUACAUACGCUUCAGGUUACAUACGCUUCAGGUUACAUACGCUUCAGGUUACAGACUCCGCUAACCCAGAAAUAGUGCUUCAGGUUAAGAACUUUGCUUCAGGAUGAGAACAGAAAUCGUGCUCCGGCGGCGCGGCGGCAGCAAGAGGCCCCAUUAGCUAAAGUGGUGCUUCAGGUUAAGAACAGUUUCAGGUUAAGAAUGGACCUCCGGAACGAAUUAAGUACUUAACCCGAGGUACCACUGUAUUAGGUGGAAAGGAUCCAUCUGUGUCUGUAAUUUUCAGCCAGUUAAUUUGGAACUCGGGGGCGCAAACUUUGAGAAUCGCUGAUUUAGUUAAGUACAGAAGGCAUUGAGACUGUCAUAAAAUAUUAUAAUGAAAUACUGAAAUUGCUGCUUUACUUACUGCUGUUUCUGCCUUUGCUGGGUGUGUUUUUCUCUUUCCAAUUUGCAAAGUACGUACACGUGCAGUUGAUUCAGCACUUAGAAAAUAUGACGCCCAUGACUAAGUUUCACAUUUGCUUUGCAUACAGUGGUACCUCUGGAUACAAACGGGAUCCAUUCCGGAACCCCAUUCGCAUCUAGAAGCAAACGUAACUAGUGAUGGCACGUCUGCGCACGUGCGCGUCGCUUUUCGCCGCUUCUGCGCAUGCGCGUGAUGUCAUUUUGAGCGUCUGCGCAUGCGCAAGUGGCGAAACCCGGAAGUAACGUGCUCUGUUAUUUCCGGGUUGCCGCGGAGCGCAACUUGAACAUUUUUUGUACAUAUUACAUUUUCUCCUAAUGCUACUUUUAUGUUUUUUAGUCUUCCUGCCCACUGCUUACAUCAUUUGAUUAUUAGGUUGCAUCUGAAUUAAUAUUUGUUGUCAUUUGGCUUUGGCAUUUUUGUUUCAGAACUGACACACAGGGAAUACAACUUUGAAAUAAAAGUAGAAUUCUUUUUUUUGUGUGUGGUGCAUGGCUGUUCUAGCCCAGAAGUUUUUAUUAAAGUUUUCACAAUGCAAUCAAAUUAUAUCUAGAACAAAUGAAGUCAAAGAGAGAGAGAGAGAGAGACAGCAAAAGCCAAGAGAGGAAGGCAAAAGAAGAAAGAAAGGAGAGGAUUGAAGGUUAGGGUAAAACUCGAAUGCAGGGCUAUAUAUAUAUUCCAGUUUUACCCUAAUCUUCAAUCCACAUACAAAAAGUGAGUAUCCCCAGCUCCCACCUGGAAAGUUUCCCCCUUUCCCCAGGCUCCCACCCUGAUAAAAACUCACUCUUGCUUGUCUCCCACACAAAUACUUCAAAAUAAAUAGAUGAGGCACUUACUGAUAAAAUAUUCUAGCUUGAUAGUUCUAAAAUUUGAUUACCUUAACCUCUUUUCUUUUUUGUUUUGCUUUCCAGGCUCCCACAGAUUGCAAGUCCUCCGGCGGAGCCAGCAUCCAAGGUAAUGAAAAUUUAGGUACUGCUGGAUACGUAUCAUUUUCAUGCAGUUAUGCCCUGCGUUUCUUCCAUCACGGAACUUGAGGGCAGUUUGCAUGGGGUUUUCAGGCAGAUCCCUGUUCAGGCAUUGGCCAGACUCAGGUGAGCUUAGCCUCAGCGAGGUGGGUGCAUUGUGAGCCUUCAGACCAUGGUCUGGAACCCUGGAGAUGGUGAAAAAGAAAUGCUGUACCAGAGAAAUCCUUAGAGGAGAGGAAGUCAAGUCCUGAAAUACUUCUUUUCCCAUUGAUAACAAACUCCCCACCCCCAUUGAUAACUGGGCUUUUUUAAAGCAUCGAGCUAAAAGCAUGAAACAGUGUCACAGUGUUCGGCAAGAUGUAAGAAGAAUGUGCAAUUAUUUUUAAUCAAUCAAAUGAGGAAGACCUUUCGAACUGUCUGGUACAUAGAGUAUAUGUUGGCAAUGAAGUGCUACAAUUAUGCCUAUGGUUUUCAAAGCAGGAGUUAUACGGAUGCAUGCAUGAUAAGAAAAUACACUUGUGUCAUUUGUAUUAAUGUCCUUGGCCUCUCACUUCCCCAGGUCUAUACUACUUCCACUUUUCAGAUCUCUGCUUCCUCUGCUCAUAGUCUUCUUCCUUUAUCCAACCAUUCUCACUCAGUAUUUUCCCCACCUCUGCUUGCAUGUUCUGCAAUCGGCUUUCCCACUUAAUCUAGAGGACAGGUGAUACUGCUUUGGAUAACUUUAUCACCAUUGCUCACAUUAAGCCUGAACGUUUUUUGUUUACGCUGAAGAUCGGUGUAUGCAAUACACUGUGAUUUUUAUGGAGCAAAUCCUCACUCUAACAUUGCAGAAAAGGAAAUUAUCAGAUGCCCCUGUGGAAGCAGAAGAAGAUUACACCAAGUUUAAUACUAGUGAUCUGAAAAGCAAAAAGGUGAGUUGUAUAUUGCUUUUCCGACUAGCUUUUUGACUAGCAGCCUCAUUUUCUUGUAGGAUGCUACUUUACUCAGGAGAAAGUAGAAUACAUAUUCUAAGCAUGUACAGUACAUUCUAUCCAGUGCUAUUUUUCCAGAAAAAGGGGUGCCAGAACUCACCAUGAACACCUCCCUCAUUCUCUUAGAAUGGCAAUGGCAUCCACCUGAGAGGUGCCAGAAUUGAGUUCCAGGAAGUUCUGGCUGGAAAAACCUCCUAAUUCUAUAUGUGAGGGAAAAAAACCCAUUAAGUUUUAGAAUAGUAUAUUCUAACUAGUUCAAGAAAUGGUGAAAAUAUUGGUGGCGGGAAUUUAAAAGGCUUUCAUGGCUAUCUAGGACUAAAGAACUAGUAAAGCUUUUAAUAAAUCUGCUACAACUGUAUCCUGGAAUGUUGAAUCCAUUCCCUGAGUUCCUCCACCCACAGUGGGCCACUUUAAGCAAGGGGUGUGUGAGAGAGGCUCCGCCCACCUGCCAGUCACCUGACAUCACUAUGACAUCAGGUGACCCAUUUUUCCUUCAUAGUACAGCUUGAGGCCAAGCCUUGCUAUAAAGGAAAAACAAAGUCCUGCUUUCAGCAGGGGUCAGUUGCCCCAAUGGAGUUCCCAUUAGGGGAGGCCAUAGCACUGCUGAUUCCAUUGAUGGUGACAGCAAGCCUCCCUAGUUAAGGAGCAAUUUUCUAACAUAUUCACCCCGAGCAGUUAGGAUGUUUGUGACAUCAAGGCUUAGGGUUGGAGUGUAGCUUACAGGUGACACUCUUAGCUUAGUAAAAAGGAACUCGAGAAUCACACACAGUACAAAAUUUUGGAGCAGGCAUUGUACAGUAUUUAAGAUGUGGAAAGAGUUGAGUAGUCUGCAUAAUUCAGUUCAGUUUACUCAUAAAAGAUGUUGGAUAACCUGAGAAACACAGAGUUUCAAAGUGAGGAAUUUCAAGCAGCAACAGUAGUCUAAUUUUACUUCUUCAUUUAACCUUUUUAAAAAAAUAUACAAUCCUUUAUCACAAGAUCUCAGGGCGGUUCACUGCAUGUGUGGAUGUGUAUUAAAGAUGUGUAUAUUAAUACUUGUUUUUACUGUAGCAUUUCCGGGAUAAAAAACCAUGCAUUUAACUUCAAUGUAUUCCCAGCAUGAUCAGGAUUCUGGUGUCUGAUGUUUUCAUUAAUGUUUGUGCCGUCUAACUGAUGAAACAUCCCACCUAUCUAAAUGUGAAGAAAUGUUGUCCGGAUCAGGCCAAAUGUCAGCUUUUUAUAUUAGCCAGAUCUGCAAACCAUGUGAUUACAUUUAUCAAAUUAUCCCCCAGAUAAAAUAUUUAGGCACGUAGUGUGAAGGGAUAUACAAUAGCUAACGGAUAUGUGUGGUUUCUGCUUGAUAGGCAUGUGACGUUGCGUGGAAACUUUACUUUAGUCUAACUUUUUUCUCUGUUCUUAUUUCCAGGCAAACAGUAAGAUGUCAGCUGCUCAAAAGGCCCUGGCAAAAGUUGACAAGAGUGGCAUGAAAACAAUGUCUUCUUUCUUUAGUUCAAAAACUAAAACAACAAAAUGAGACUUUUGAUACAGUAAUUAUUUUUGUAUAGGCCAGCUUCUUUUUCACUUCUUCCCUUCCUCCCCCCCCCCCCCCAAGUUUUCAGAUAUCCCUUUACUUAAAGUUAGGGCUCAAAAAUAGAAACAGUACUGUGAAAGUUAAUAUUGUGUAAAACAAAGUCAGGAUAGCCUGUUGUAGUUCCCACUGGGAAAGCUAAUUUUGGUAAUUAUCAUAUCAGCCAAUAUGCUUGUUUAUUUAGCACUGUUAAGCUGUAGGGUGUACAUUGCAAUGUAAUGAGGUAAAAUAAAUUCAUUUCUGAAACAGAUAUUUCUUGUUUCUUGUCUUUUUAAUGGAUGGGGAUUAGGGAAAUGCCAAAUGUUUCCUCCUUUUUCAAAAAAACCUGAACUGGGUUUUUCCCCCCAAAUGGUUUUUGUUGAAUUUCAAAAUAUUAACAAAUACAAAGUGCGGGGGAAAUAAGUUUCUAACGCAUACAAAAACUAAAGAAAAUAAGUGUCAUUAGGAUAUAAGAGCACAUUUUUUAAAAUCACUUUUCAGUUUUAAGAAUUAAUGAUAUACUAAUACUAGACAAAUUCUAAUACACUUUGCCAUUAACAUGGCAGCAUUUUGCUUAUUACAUUAGUGAGCUGGAUUUUUUGUUAGCUGUUAUGCUGCAAUGUAUGGUUAAUCUCAGUUUCUCAAGAAAAGUGAUGUGAUACAUGAUUAAACAUGUUUUCUCCAUGUUGUGAGUGAUCCUUGCUUCAAGAAUAUCAGUGAUUCUUUCUGUGCAAUAAGGAUAAUUUUAAGGGACAUCGUUUUAGAGAGUCUGCUGAUUUAAACAUAAAAGUUUAUUAAAGAGAGUUGGACACUUAUUGGAAGAAAGUCUCAUAUACAGUUACACAAGCUGAGGUUGGAGACAUCUCCUAAUUAGCUAGAAUGGAAAAGUAGCUCUCAGCAAGACUACAAGUUGGCCAAAUAAUUUUCCAUAUAGUGACAGUGGAUCACAUCCAAUGUUGCUGUUCUGGUAAAACAGCUUGUGCAACUGAACUUUCCUCUCCCCUGUAGCUCUUCCCUCCAUCAGUGCAUCUUCAAAAUCUGUCCCAGCGGGUUAGAGGACCCUCCAGAACAGUUUUUUUCCUGCCAAUCUAAAAUGGCACACAUUUUGUGUGGGAGUAAAUUUAUCAGGAAAGAUGGGUGGGGUGUGUACACACUCACACACCGUAUUUUUCUGUGUAUAAGACUAGGUUUCCCCCCUUAAAAAUAAUGUCAAAAAUUAGGGGGCGCCUUAUACAUGCCGCCAUCUUGCCCAAUUUUCUUAAAUCUGAGUCCCCCAAAAUAGGCGGUGUCUUAUACAUGGGGGCGUCCUAUAGACGGAAAAGUACGGUGUGUGUGUGUGUGUUAAAACAGAAGCCAGUAACAAUGUUGUUAAACUGACUCUGUUCAUUCAAACAGACCGAUACAGUCGUCAUGAAUCCAUUUUCAGCAGAGCCCCUCGUUUACUAAAAGGUGGCAUUUGUGUGUGUGUGUGUGUGUGUGUGUUUUAGGUUAUUUUUAAAAAUUGCACCAAAUGUACCAAAAUACCUAUGGGAAAAGAGAGCAGUUUGCUGUUUGAAACUGUAAAAUGGUGCCUAAAAGCAAUAAAAUCCAAUAGCAAUAAAAGAAAAUAAAACAGUAAAAAGUAUUUUAAAAAAUAUUGUUAAACUGACUGAACUGUCACAAUCAAAGUGUUACAAAUACAUUCAUUGACAAAUCAUCUGGGUAAUAAUAUUUAUAGAUGUGCUUUUUUCUUUCACUAGAUGUCUGCUCGUCACCAGAGGAAGAGAUGAAGGGAAUGAAAGGAAAUGUGGAUGCCUUGUUUUAAUGUGGAACAUUCCUAAAGCCAUUUUAAAGAAAUGCAAAUUGUAUUGUUAGAGACUGUUAUCCAGGUGAGAUUCGCUGGUAGAGCUGGAAUUUGAUGAGGUCGAUUUCCCUUCUGGUAUGUGGUUGGGAUCUCUUGCUUGAAGUUCUAGAUUUUGAUCUAGUACAAUUAUUCCUUGUCCUUUGAGCAUUUCUGGCUUGGUGUACCUUGUCCGCUUACUGCUGUCUGCUUUCAGCAAAUGUAUUGAGGGGCUUGUCCACAUGUGAGCAUUAUUUAUCUGUUAAUCCACUUUUCCUCAUCCAAAUUAACUUGGAGUAUUCCACACUUGUGCAUACUUGAAUUUGUUUCUGAGGAGAAACCACAGUCUUUCGCAUUCAUACUGGUAGAAGUUUCCUUUUCUUUUUGAACCUGUCUUCUCAUUUGUUAUUAUGCCAAUUAAGUAACAGCAGAUAGCUGUGCACCUUGGGUUUUUUAUUUAUUUGAAAAAUCUGCAUAAGAAGUGUGCAGUAGGUAUAGCCAGGCAAUUGUAAAUUUGCUUGUGCAGUUUUCUGGUUUCAGCAAAUCUGAUGGUUCAGAAUUAUAAACACACAAAGGGGAAGAGGCUAAUGCUAGUGCCAUUUCCUUGUGCAGUUUUCUGGUUUUGUGCAAAUGUGAAGGAUCAAAAGGAAAAAAUAUCCUCCCUUCAGGAACGUACCAGAAACAGUUACAAAAAAAGAAAUGAAAAGACUGAGGAAGCAGUGGGAUGGAAGGGGGUUAGCAGAAAGUGACAAUUGAUCCAUCCACCCCAAACUACCAAAACAAAUUAUUUGUGACCCUGAAUGGAGCGGUUUAGAGUCCAAUUUCCAGCAAUUUACCAAUCAAGAUUUGUAUUAUUUGAGGGUAACGUUCUGGUACUACACAAAUUACGCGUGAAUGCAAACCUACAGCAAACUCUGGCAUGGGCAAGCUCUAGAUAAUACUGUUUAAUCUUAUUAAGGGCUUAUAUAGGUAAUUUAUUUUCCUUUCUGAAAAAGCGCAACAUCUAACCCUUGUGCCUAUGGGAUGAAAGGUAACUGAAGGACCACUUGCUCCCAAAUAAACUUGCCUGUAUGUUUCUGCCUUCAAAAUGGAGGCAGAUGACAACAAGAGACAGUGCCUUUUCUGUGGUGGUUCCCUGGUUGGGGAAAACUCAGAGAUACUUGGCUUGUGCCUGCUUCACUAACUUCCUGAACUUUGAAAGGCUGAUAUAUUAUUACUGUUUCUUGCACUACUUGUACUACUGUUCUGAUGGCUGGGUGUGUGCUUUUCUUCUUCUUUAUUUUUAGCAAUUUAAUGUUAAUAAUGUGGGUGUUUUUUACUUUUUUAUUGGGUUUCUGCCAUGUAAACUUCUGUUGAAAGUUGAUAUGUCAAUUUUAAAAAGUUGUUUAAUGAACCGGGGACUAUGCAAAGAACCCUUUACCCUGGAUUAUUCCCUUCACAAUAAAGAUGCACUUUUCCCCCACACGUGAUCCCUAUCUUCCCUUAACGCAGGUGUUUUGUUGUGGCGAUACUGCACUUUCCUCAAACUCAAAUCGCAUUAUUAUUUGUUUGAGGAAAAUGGAAUUUUUAGAAGCUGUGUGCUGUUCCUCUACCCAGUGUACCUUAUUUAGAAGAAAGUACAAACCGUAAAACUUCCUAUUCUCCUCCACCAAGUCAUCUUGUUUAAAUGUAUGUCUGGUUAAUUUUUCUUCAGUUUUUUGGAAGCUAUGUCCUGGCUCUGUUUGAUAGGACACCUCUAUCAUCCUAGGCACGUUUAUACAGAAUUAUGUCUUGUGUUCAAGAGGGUUUACUCCUUAGAAUGGAUUUCAGGCCUAGUAUUCUUGGGAUAUCAGGCACCAAAAAGUGUCUUGUGCAAAUUAAAGUCAAAAUGUAAGUGAGAUGUGCUUUGACAGACCAUGGAGAGAAUUGCACAGCACAUCUUUCCAGUUACAGAGUGGCGUUUGUGUCGUGCAAUUCUACUCAAUAUUGAUCCAGAGCAGAUUCCAAUGUAUAAUUAGCAGAGUAAAAAUUAAAACACAUUGCAGGAUUCCCCCCAAAAUAGACCAGAGACAAUUAUAUUUCAUCCAGCAGAGCUUUACGGCUACUGAAGGCAAAUGAGCAUAAUGGUCACAAAUCCAAUACAUUCAGGAUUGGCACUGUCCGUAAGAAAUCCAGUUGCAGCAGACCUAACUUAAACUUACAAUAACCUAUAAUGAAUCUAAACCUUACCACUAAGCAUACUAUGUACAGAACACCACACCAGAAGGAAAAGAGAUAGAAAUCGAAGGAGUACAGCUCCUCCUGAAAUUUACCUCAGGAAAUGGGAAACACCACAGCUUACCCACCUGCCUAACACCCCAGGAACACCUGGCACAGUCAUGGCAUUAAAUAAACAGUGUCAAUUGCUGACAGUUUGCUCUAAGAACUCGAUAAGCUAUGUGUCUCAUCCUUCGUUCGUUGAGCACCAGCAGAAGUGGUAAAUCUUAUUUCAGAAAGUGCCAGGAGCUGGUAAUUGGGUCCAUGCUGAUUCUAAACAAGGGCUUUUGGGAAGGAAAGGUUUUGGGCAUACUGAAUCACAAGAAAGGUGGGAGAGAGAUUUUUAGUCUCUAGUGCCACCUGAAAGGCGAGCUAGCACACUGCCUGUUGCCCUUUGCUGAUUAUUAAUGGCUGCUUCCCUAAGGAAGCCUGAAGAGAGAGUUGUCCAUGUGGCAUUAAGCCCUUUGUAGUCCCCAAAUCGCUGAUCAGGAAAAGACUUGCCAUCUGCAAUUAACGAGGACUUGCUAAUGUUUUGACUCUUGAGAUGUAUGUUUUUAGGACCUGCCUUAUUUUUGUAAAAUGUUAACUCAUUUUUAAACUGCUUUUAAUAUUGUAUAAUAAUAAUUUUAACAUUAAUUUUGUGCUUUAAUUGCUGUAACCUGCCAUGAGACCUUAGGGUGAAGGGCGGAUAACAAAUUGUAAUAAUUGUAAUAAUAAUUGCAGUAAACAACAACAACAACAACAACAAUUUAAGGGAAAGACUCAGACAGAGGUUUUGUUGUGAAUAAAAAAGUAGGGGUGUGGGGUUUUUUUUGCUUUAUAAUUUAAUUCCAUCGUGUCAGAUGUGAUUAUUCAUAUAAAUAAAUCUGAGAUAAUUCAUCU
Messenger RNA from Podarcis lilfordi (Lilford's wall lizard), 20551 nucleotides. The record is from the annotation of a GenBank genome assembly. NCBI's taxonomy places the organism in Eukaryota, Metazoa, Chordata, Lepidosauria, Squamata, Lacertidae.